GAAACCGAGGAUUCAUAUCAAAAUCAGCAGUUAUGUGAAGUUUCAGCGUCUUUGUUGAUAAAAUUAGCAACUAGUAAAACUUUGAAAGUUAUUAAUUUCAAAGAAAUGUUAGCGGCAGAAGUAAACAAUGACCGGACGAUACUGGAUUACCUGAACGAGGACUGCUGGCGCGCCGUGUUGCAGUAUGUGCCCGUGCAGGACCUCAUACGGACAGAGCGCGCCAGCCGCCAGUGGCAGGCGGUGCUGCUGACGUACUUGCGAGGAAUCCAUAUUACUAUUGUUGAAAGGGGAGAAGUACAUCAUAACACUUUGAAGUUGACACUUUCAGAAGACACCAUAGAGUCAUUUGAGAUUUGGACACAAAAACUGGGCAGUUCAGUUGUGGACACAUAUUGCAACAGUCUUGAGAGUUUAGCAAUAAUCAAAGAGAACUGCCCUAACAUCAAUGCUCUGAAGUUACAGUUUUCGGAAUCUCCUGCCCCUGAACAACUGCUUCCAUUUAAUCUACGGGAAAACUUCAAGUUUGUACAACAGGUGUAUUUCUCUUGUUAUAAUAUAUCAGACCCAUGUGUCAGUGAAUUUUUGGCAGACAGAGCCUUGCAAGAAUUGGAAUUCUAUUCUUGCCAUGCAAUGACUGGUCUUUGUUUCAAUACCAUAAACCUGUCAAAUUUAAAGUCGCUGGUGAUUGAUUAUUGUAGAAUAAUGGAGCCAAAAUACAUACUUCCUGUCAUUGACCGCCUUGGCGAACUGACAAAGCUCAAGGUGGCUACCGUACCGUAUGAAAUACUUGAAGAAAUGCAGAUGGUGUUAGAUAAGAUGCCCAAAUUAGAAUGGUUGGAACUGUUCGAUGACUUACGGAUGAGUUGCCAUACUUCGGAGCCCUUGAGUCGGCUGACACGCCUAAAGCACCUCAAGAUAUCAUGUCAGCUGGGCGACUGUGAUGUGGAGGCUGUAACGCGCAACUGCCAGGAGUUAACUACUUUGGAUUUGCCAGACUGUCAAGGGAUGACGUCGGAAAGUGUGGAGCCACUGUGCCGGAACCUGGGCGCGCGCCUCACGUCACUGUACCUGGGCACGUUCUACGAGGCGGAAGACGACGACGUAGUGGCCAUCAUCCGCGGCUGUCCCCAACUCACGUUGUUGUUCAUCGGGGGCUCGGGGUCGCUGACUCCGGCACUGCCGGCGCGCGCGGCGGCGGCGCGGCGCGCGGCCAGCCCGGGCCGCCGCCUCACGCUGGACCUGGCCUACACCAACCUCACCGAUCAUUGCUAUCUGGAAGAAGUCAAAGAUCAAUAUGAAGAAAUGAAGACGGAGUAUGAAGACUUAACUGUAGUUUUAUAAUACACCGUUAACGGAAUUCAAUAAAAACACGAUGUAGACAUCUUCAAUUCUUUGGUUUGGACCACCAAGGAUGUCGCAGAUCUGCUGUGUAAAAAAAGGAAAGAUCACAAGAAACCGAGAACACACGUACAAAAUUAAACAUACAACAUAGUGCGUAAGCUAAUGCGGGUUAAUCUCUUAACGGUGGUGAGUAUAGGACAUAAGAAAUGAGAUUACUUUUACUAAACGGUUUAUCUAUACAAAAUUAUUUGGAAUGUAAUGAAAAACGCUCGUUGACCGAUGUAAUUCACUGUCAUCGCAAUCAUGUUUACUGUAUAUUGCUGCUGAGAAUUUAUUUUUUUUAAAUUAAUUAUGGGGUAAAAUUAAGAGUAACUCAAAAACACCUUAAUUAAUGAUAACACUAAUGAAUUCUAUGUCUGGUUUAAUUUAUCGGCCGUGGCUUACACACUAUUCAGUCUAACCUCGGGUACCUACUGCUAUUUCUGCCGUUAGUGAUGCAUUAACCUACUAGUGAUAAAUGGCAAUAGUAUGCGCAGCAUAUUCAAGAUUAUGUAGCCGGCUUGUGUUUCUUGUUUAUUGUAUUAGAACUUUAUUUGUGAAUGAACUAAUAAAUAAAUAAAUAAAUAAAUAAAUAUUAUAGGACAUUCUUACACAGAUUGACUGAGGCCCACGGUAAACUCAAGAAGGCUUGUGUUGUGGGUACUCAGACAACGAUACAUAUAAUAUGUAAUAAAGCAAUAAUGAAAAAAAGAGCGCUUUACUUACGAGCUAGGCUCGAGCAGAAGGGAGAGGGGUACUCUGUGUUUUCUCUGGUGCAAAGGCUGUCCGUGGUAAAUUGGUAAUACAUGUGGAAAUGUUAGAAUGCAUUAUGGGCACCUUUGCAUUGGAAAUGGCAGGGUGUCGUUUGUUAUUAUAAAUUUCUAUUAGUAUUAAUUUAGAAAAGUAUGUGAUAAAGAAAUUUUAAUUU
Leguminivora glycinivorella is the source of this 2308-nucleotide messenger RNA. RefSeq lists its product as uncharacterized. Gene Ontology annotation, molecular function: protein binding. Gene Ontology annotation, biological process: SCF-dependent proteasomal ubiquitin-dependent protein catabolic process. The record is from RefSeq and is a predicted model, not a curated record. Bases 106 to 1341 code for a protein of 411 amino acids. The transcript has 8 exons. NCBI's taxonomy places the organism in Eukaryota, Metazoa, Arthropoda, Insecta, Lepidoptera, Tortricidae. Gene Ontology annotation, cellular component: SCF ubiquitin ligase complex.